ACGUGACCAAUAAAUCUCCACAUUAGGGUUUCGAGCUCUAGCUCUUCCCAACUGAAAGCGAAGCAGCCGCUCGACGGAGAAUACCGGCAUUCUCAGCAGCUCGAUUCGGAACUCUAGCCAUGUCACUCGUAGCAAAUGAGGAUUUCCAGCACAUUCUGCGUGUGCAGAACACCAACGUGGACGGAAAGCAGAAGAUCAUGUUUGCCUUGACCUCUAUCAAGGGUAUCGGCCGCCGUUUCGCUAAUAUCGUCUGUAAGAAGGCCGACAUCGACAUGAAUAAGAGGGCUGGUGAACUUUCUGCAGCUGAGAUUGAUAGCUUGAUGGUAAUUGUUGCAAACCCCCGACAGUUCAAGAUCCCAGAUUGGUUUCUGAACAGGAAGAAGGAUUACAAGGAUGGAAAGUUUUCUCAAGUGACAUCUAAUGCUUUGGAUAUGAAGCUUAGGGAUGACCUCGAGCGUUUGAAGAAAAUCAGGAAUCACCGUGGUCUUCGUCACUACUGGGGUCUUCGCGUGCGUGGGCAGCACACCAAGACCACUGGUCGUAGGGGAAAGACUGUUGGUGUCUCCAAGAAGCGAUGAGCAUCAUCAUCAUUCUAUAUCAUUAUCAUUGAUAAUUUUGUUCGGUCUUAGGCUUAAGGUAUCACAUUUAGUGGGUUUGAUAAUCCCUGGUGUUUUCGAUUUGGGUAUUCGAUUACUCUUGCUCUUUUCUCAUUUUUCUAUUUUGUUGAGAUUUACUGUCAAGUUUGAUCCAAUUUGUUUGGGAAGGAAUGAGUAGGUUUUUGCACCCGUA
Molecule: messenger RNA, 789 nt
Organism: Sesamum indicum (sesame)
Lineage: Eukaryota; Viridiplantae; Streptophyta; Magnoliopsida; Lamiales; Pedaliaceae
Product: small ribosomal subunit protein uS13z/uS13y/uS13x
Biological process (GO): translation
Cellular component (GO): small ribosomal subunit; cytosol; ribosome
Molecular function (GO): RNA binding; structural constituent of ribosome
Source: RefSeq, a predicted model, not a curated record